Messenger RNA from Erigeron canadensis, 672 nucleotides. Its product is annotated as probable ascorbate-specific transmembrane electron transporter 1. The record is from RefSeq and is a predicted model, not a curated record. NCBI's taxonomy places the organism in Eukaryota, Viridiplantae, Streptophyta, Magnoliopsida, Asterales, Asteraceae. Gene Ontology annotation, molecular function: oxidoreductase activity. Bases 1 to 672 code for a protein of 223 amino acids. The transcript has 4 exons.
AUGGCAAAUGAUCGUUUGAGGUAUCAGAUGUCGGCAUUGCCAGUGACCAUAUUCGCGCAUUUGCUAGUCGUAUCCAUUGCUACACUUGUGCUGUAUUGGCUUGUCAAGUUAAGGGAAGGCUUUGCUUUCAAAUCAACUUUGGCGAUCAAGAUUUUCAAUUUGCAUCCACUUCUUACCAUACUUGGAUUCAUUAUUUUUGCAGGGGAAGCAAUUAUCACAUACAAGGCUAUCCCUGUCAAAAGGAAAGCGCUUAAACUGAUUCACUUAAUACUGCAUUCGAUUGCACUUGCUACUGGAAUAUUGGGAGUUUAUGCAGUCUUCAAGUUUCACAAUGAACUCUCCUACCCACAUAUGUGCACCUUACAUUCCUGGAUUGGCUUGUCUACCAUUUGCUUAUUCGGCCUUCAGUUUCUAUUGGGAUUCGUCACAUUUUUGUUCCCUGGUGCUCAGCCAGCAGCACGGGCAAAAUUCGCUCCAUGGCAUGUUUUCUUUGGUGUAGUCAUAUUUUUCAUGGCAAUAGUGACUGCUGAAACAGGAUUAUCAGAGAAAUUCAUCUUUCAAAACUUGCAACAUGGUCAAGAAGCGCUCAUGGUCAACUUUAUAGGAAUACUGAUACUGCUUUUCGGAAUAUUUGUUGGUCUUACUUCUGUCCUUUCUAUAAGUAUAAAAUAG